AAACUCCAGAGUGAGAGUAUUAGAGCAUCAGUUUAGGAGCCUCUUUAUUUACCCUUAGUUUAGUUUAGGCAUAGGCACUGCUGAGCGCACUCGAACCGGCUAACUAGAGAGUGGAUGGUGCACAAAUGGCACAUGUUAUCCCUCUACGAUAGCAGCUGUAACCCGAGAGUGAGGGAGUACAUGUGAAAAAGUAUGCUUUUCUCAGAGGACACUAUCGCAAGGCUUUGCAUGGUGUCCAGGGCACUCGUUAGAAUUUGAGUUAAUUUUUUUAUUUAUUUUUACGCGUGCAGUUUUUUUUUUUUCAUUUCCCCCCAGAAGUUCUUUGCAUUUUUUUUUAUUGCAGCAGAGAGAGCGAUAAAGGGGUUAAAGAGAGUAAAGCGGAAUCAGUAUGGAAGAAAAUGAUCACGGCAACAGAGACGUGGUGGAGCGGCAGGAGUCGGCGGAUGAAUCCAACAGAGCCAUCCUACCCCUGUUGCAGGCGCCGGGGAACCCGCAGAUCCCUCACCGGGUCACCAAUUUCUUCAUCGACAACAUCCUUCGGCCGGAUUUCGGGCGGAAAAAGGAUGGGGGCGCAAACCGCGAAGAGAGUAGCCUGGCGUCGCGUCGGGAGAGCCACAACAGUCCCGCCGCCCCUCAGACCGAGCCGGUGGGGAGCACGGUGCCGGCGGAGGGAACCUCUACUCCGCACACGGUCACCGGGACCAAGAAACCGGCUAUAGCCGCCGAGGAGCCUCUGAAACCCCACGGGGAGAACGGAGACCAGUGCCUAAGCUCAGACUCAGACAGUUCCCAAGCCAGCUCAAACCCGGCCCAGUCCAAGCCAAUGCUGUGGCCGGCCUGGGUCUACUGCACCCGAUACUCGGACAGGCCUUCUUCAGGGCCAAGAUCUCGCAAACCAAAGAAGAAAACGACCAGCAAAGAGGACAAGCGACCACGGACGGCCUUCACAGCAGAGCAGCUGCAGAGACUAAAGACGGAGUUUCAGACGAACCGCUACCUGACCGAGCAGAGGCGGCAGAACCUGGCGCAGGAGCUGGGCCUGAACGAGUCCCAGAUCAAGAUCUGGUUCCAGAACAAGAGAGCCAAAAUCAAGAAGGCCACCGGCGCGAAGAACAACCUGGCCUUGCACCUGAUGGCACAGGGACUGUACAAUCACGCCACCGUGUCGUCGAAGGACGAAAAAUCAGACAGCGAUUGAUUUCCAGAGAAGUCACAGAGCAGCCUCCACGACGAAAAGAGACCUAUAGUCAUCCUAUGAUAGAUUAUACAGAGAUAUCACACCAUACAGGAGUAUUUAACGACACCACAGCAGAUAGAAAUAUCCAGAAAUUCUAUGACUAUCACUUAAGAUUCACCAAGGGCCCAUAACAAGACACACAUGGUACAGAGACCCUACAGGGACAUUUAAAGGCACCACAGCUCUCUAUAGGCUCCUAUAGGAAUAUUAUAGCGAUGUUUCGUUCUACGGGAGGUUUUCGUGAAGCCUACAAUGCAAUAAUUUCAUCGAAUAAAGGGCCAGUGUGUGUAGAGUAUACCAGCAUUAAAUUCUUUUAAAAAAAAUAAGAGAGAUAUUUCUGCAAUAUCACGUCUAUAAAAGAUGUUGUAUAAAGGUAUGUUUUCAUUGUUUGUCACCCCCCCCCCCCUCCCCUCUCCAGGAGGUAGCUUCACAUGUUAACCCCCCCUCCAUGUUUUUUAUAUAGGCCUAUACUGCUAAACCAUGAUUGUCAUCGUGCACUUGCAUUCAAACGAACUGACGCUUCCACCUGUCAGCGAGGCGAACAAAACUCAAGUCCAAAGAAUAUUUUUCUGCUGCAUCCAAGGCUACUGUGAAUUUAAAUAAAUGCCAACACGAGUG
Labrus mixtus (cuckoo wrasse) is the source of this 1855-nucleotide messenger RNA. It is a transcript of the gene en2a, whose product is annotated as engrailed homeobox 2a. Gene Ontology annotation, cellular component: nucleus. The record is from RefSeq and is a predicted model, not a curated record. The coding region runs from base 389 to 1198 and encodes 269 amino acids. The transcript has 2 exons. Gene Ontology annotation, biological process: neuron differentiation; multicellular organism development; regulation of transcription by RNA polymerase II. Gene Ontology annotation, molecular function: RNA polymerase II cis-regulatory region sequence-specific DNA binding; DNA-binding transcription factor activity, RNA polymerase II-specific. NCBI's taxonomy places the organism in Eukaryota, Metazoa, Chordata, Actinopteri, Labriformes, Labridae.